Phytophthora nicotianae INRA-310 is the source of this 738-nucleotide messenger RNA. RefSeq lists its product as hypothetical. The transcript is spliced from 6 exons. Bases 1 to 738 code for a protein of 245 amino acids. Gene Ontology annotation, cellular component: nucleus. The record is from RefSeq and is a predicted model, not a curated record. Gene Ontology annotation, biological process: regulation of gene expression. Lineage: Eukaryota; Oomycota; Peronosporomycetes; Peronosporales; Peronosporaceae. Gene Ontology annotation, molecular function: protein binding.
AUGGCGGCAAACCAGGAGAAGGAGAACACGCCGGAGCAGGAGCAGACGAAGCCCUGGGGGCGAUUCACGUUCGUUUCCAAAGAGCCAGCGGAAGACAGCGACCACAUCUACUUCCGCAACAAAGUGACCACGAUCGGCCGCAACAAACGUCGUUGCGAUAUCGUGAUCGACAAGCUCUUCAUCAGCAGCGUGCAUUGCGUGGUACAGUUGAAUGGUACAGACAACACGGGAAAGCCAAUUGCCAAGCUCAGUGAUAACAGCCGCAACGGUAUUUGGGUCAAUGCGGAUCGUGUCGGCAAAGGAGCUUCGGUGACGUUGGGCAACGGGUACACUGUCCACUUCACUAAGCCUGGCACUACUCCAGCAGGAGUCACUCCAAUGGCAUACAAGUUUGAGUUUCUGAACUCUCAUAGUUCUCGUCCUGCUUCCCCGAAGAGUGAGGCAAACGAAGUACCAGAAGACAUUAACAUGACCGUUGUAGCAGACGAGUCUUUCGAGGCUACACAAUUGGAUAUCCAUGCAGAUCCGCCAUCUCCGUCAGAGAAAAAGCGCAAGCGAGAAGAUGAAGAGCCUGCAGCUGUAGCUGUUGCUACACAGGAACUUGAACGCAUGCUGAAGGCUGCUGAAUCUCAACUCAUGGCUACACAAAGCAAGUUAAAGGCUGCAGAAGCCCAGACUGCAGCUCUGAGCGAAGAACUGGAGCAAAAUGCUGGAGGUAGCGACGGUGGAGAACCUUAA